Molecule: messenger RNA, 2096 nt
Organism: Amphibalanus amphitrite
Lineage: Eukaryota; Metazoa; Arthropoda; Thecostraca; Balanomorpha; Balanidae
Product: protein N-terminal asparagine amidohydrolase-like
Exons: 1
Coding region: 146-1081 (311 amino acids)
Biological process (GO): ubiquitin-dependent protein catabolic process
Cellular component (GO): nucleus
Molecular function (GO): protein-N-terminal asparagine amidohydrolase activity
Source: RefSeq, a predicted model, not a curated record
GCAGUGCGGCGGCCGACGGCCCGGCCGGCGGUGGUGUAUUUCCGCGCUAGUCGGUGUCUGGUGCAAACAGGCGGGCAGCGGUCCGCCCCUGCUCAGCCGUGGCUCCAACUGCAACUGCUCCAACUGCUCCAACUGCAACACCAGGAUGGUGCUGUGCAUCGCGGGCACACCGAUCGACACGAUCCCGCAGGACUUGCGCACGCUGUUCCAACUGUACCCGCACCUGAAGGAGGGUGCUCGUCACCUCUGCAGCCUGCCUGCCAAGUGUGUCGGCCCGGCCGGUCUGCUGUACGUCAGCCAGCGCGAGCUGGCCGUCACCGUGCCGCACGAUAGGAACGCCUCCGUGCUGGGUACCGACGACUGCACCACCUGUCACAUGGCCGUGUUCCGGCAUACAGCGUCCGGCGCCACCAGUCUCACUCAUCUGGACUCCUGCGAGCACGAGGAGCCGCUGCAAACGAUCCUUCAGCGCAUCGCGGAGCUGUCCAAGGGCUACCCGGCCGGACGAGUGCAGCUGCACCUAGUCGGGGGCUACAGGGACGGCCGCGGCGUCUCCGAGGAGGUUAGCCUGUCGCUUCUCAACGCGCUGUCAAAGACUCGGUACGAAGUGGACCUGGUCACCUGCUGUCUGGGCGAACUCAAUACCAUCACGAGGGACGGCAUGAACUGGCCGGUCGUGUACGGCGUGGGCGUCACCGUGGAGACCGGCGAACUCUUCCCAGCAUCAUUCCCUGACAAGGGUCCAGAGAUGGCGCUCCGGCAUGCGCGCUUCUACACCGGCGGACACCAACAGGUUUUGGAUAUAUACGACUGCCAGCAGGGCUUGAUGCGCAUCGGCCCGUUCAACUACGAGCCGCUGCGCAGUGUCGACCUGUGGCUGCGUCAGAGUGACGAGGUGCUGCUCAAACACCUCUCAACCAGUCCCGAGGUCGAGCCGCCGCACUUCGCCACGCAGGCGCGCGCCUCACUGAAGUACAUCCAGGAACAUCCGUUCCCGGCCAGUACCAUCUUCCCGGACGGACGUCCGCAUUACUUCCGCAGGGACCAGCUGUCCAGCCAGUGGGUGCAGCUCAGCUCCUGAUCCAGGUCCGCCACUGAUCCAGCUCCUCUAAUAAUCCAGAUUCACUACGGCCGGCCCAAAGACCUGUGGGGCCAGCGCGUGGGUGCAGAUCGGCUACUGAUGCCCAGCCGGCACACGACCAGCCGUGGCGACUUCUGGACCGGGCUCCCGCCGUCCAGCAGCACUGUGUAUUGUUAGCUGUUGCUGUUAGAUGUUGUGUGCGACUUGUGAUACGUGAUAAGCCUGACGCGAUAAGCCUAAUCGCCGGCCGGCAGCGGUGGUUGAUAUUAGCGAUGGCCGCCAGCGCUACGGUCGUCGCCAGUGGCCUGAGGCACAGGGGAAGCACCUAAUUCCAGUGAUGACUGCGUUCCGGGGAACCGUUGAACACGCUGCGCCAACGGUCCUCUGCUCCCUUUGUAGGGCCAAGGAAAUGACCUUUUUGUGCAGUGUGCUGAUAGACGCAGAGUAUUUAAUGUGAGCAGCAAUGGUCUAGUACCUAUUGGCAACUAUGAGUGACUCAAGAUGACUGCAGAAUAACACAAUUUCGAUUUCGAUGUAUAAAUAUCACGUUGUUGUGUUAUCAUUUAGGGUAAGCUUUUUAUAAAAAAAAAUAAAAAAAUACCUCUUAUGAAACGGGACUGUGUGUUCAUAAAAAGAAUGUCGAGUAUCGACUGCUUUUUUCGCCUCGGAUCGUCCUCAGAUGAAUGAAUCCGGCGAUUUCAUGAAAAUUUCCCCGGUCACAACCUUGCUCUGCCACUUGUCCAAUCAUGUCCUGGCUAGGUGGCCGAACAGUUUACGAUAGCUCUAUCAGGCGCUCCAAAUCUCUUCAUGAAAAAACAACAAAGUUUCGUUCAUUUCUCGCACUGCUAUCUGGCAGGAGCCAGGAAUACAUUUGAUAAGGGACAGAUAGCGACAAUGGGUCGCGGUUAUUGGAAUUUUCAAGUAAGCGGUAUCAGGUUUCGAUACGGCUUAUCUGAACGACAUUGUCCAUUGGUGAAAUGCCGGCGCCUACCAAUUCAAGAGAAGCGACAUAGCU